Messenger RNA from Dictyostelium discoideum AX4, 4173 nucleotides. RefSeq names its product EGF-like domain-containing protein. NCBI's taxonomy places the organism in Eukaryota, Evosea, Eumycetozoa, Dictyosteliales, Dictyosteliaceae. The transcript has 7 exons. Bases 1 to 4173 code for a protein of 1390 amino acids. The record is from RefSeq and is a predicted model, not a curated record.
AUGAAACAAAUUUUAAAGUCAUUAUUAAUAUUUUUAAUAUUUUGGAUAAACAAUUUUUGUUUAUCUCAAAGAUCCUAUGUUUUUUUAGACUAUACAGAUCCAUCUACAUUAAAUACAUAUCCUCCAACAUCAAAUGAUGACCAAUGCAAAUAUUUUAUUAAAAUUUUAGUAUCAGGACAACUUCCUCCUGACUCAUUAGAUUUCGAUGGAAAUAAUAUAAUAUAUCCAAAUAUUGUAUUAGCCUCAAAUAAUGAAACAGCUUCUUUAUUCACUGUUAGUUUUAUUAGUGAAUAUGGGAAUUAUUUUAUAUCUUUAGGUGUAAAUCCUUGGGGAGAAAUCUCCUAUAAUUAUAGUUGUAUAGAAAUUGAUAAAUCAAAAAUAAAUGUUGAAACAAAUAAAUUAUAUUUUUCAGAGUAUACAAAUUUUGCAUCAUUUUUUAAAUUAGAUGGUUUAAUAUAUCCUUUGGAAUUAUCAUAUGAUCAGAAUUUAUAUUCAAUUUCAAGUUUAGGAAAUUAUUAUUAUUUAGUUAAAUUCAAAACAAUUGCAUAUAUUAACUCUCAAACGAAUCCAUGGAGAGUUGAUAUUUUAUUUCCAGGGUCAACAAUGAUAUCUAUUUUUUUUAAUGAUUAUAAUGAAUCUAUACCAGAAAUAGAUUCUCAAGAGAUUGUAGAUAUUCAGUUACGUCCAACAAAUGAAUUUUAUUCAGAGAUGGGUUUUCAACAUGGGCCAUUAACAACUUUCAAAUCAACUUCAAAAGCAUUACAAACUCAAUUAUUUUUUUGGGAUAUGCAAGGUUCAUUGCACUUAAUGGCAAAGCCAUUAUUUGGUAUACCUGGUAAUUUAACAUACACCGUUUUAACUUUUCCAUCUCUUCAAAAUAUAAAUUAUUCAUUAUCCUACCCAAAUAAUAAUAAUGGUUUUACAAAAGGUUUUGUUAAUUCUCUUUUAACAAAUGUUAUAUAUGGAGGUAGUAUUAAUGAUGGCGCUGCAACAUUAUCCCACUAUUAUGAUAACAGUUCACUGUUAAAUAUUUACAGUGGAGGUUAUUUUGGUUUAAAAAAUUAUAGUUCUAAAUAUUUUUAUUACAGUUUUCAACAACGUUCCUCAGAAGAAAUAGGAGUUAGUUUACCAUUUCCAUUUGGAUUUGUGUGGGGUAAUAACAGUUAUUACCAUAUGAAUGUUUCAAAGUUAUCAUCAUUAUAUUUAGCAGAUGAAUUUACUUUGAUUUUUAAAGAUCCUAUUACUGGUCAAGAGAUGAAAUUAGCCAAUAUUAUACCUGUUAAUAUAGUCACAAAUUAUGAUUUUCCUGAAAUAAUAAAUUUUCAAACGAUUGAUAUUGGUAAAUUCAAAUUUAUAGUAAGAAUUAAUAUAAAAUCACAAUGGGGUGUGAAUUUCUUUUCUAUUGAUCCAAUUGAACAAAUUAAAAUUAUUAUAAAUCAUGAACAUUUAAUUAGUGGUACAAUAUAUAAUGGAAUUUGGGAAUUUACACUUAAUGGGUUGAUUGAACAAUAUGAAAAAAUUACAUUGGUCACUUUAUGUGACAGCUUUCAUUUGUUUUAUUUUGGUGAUUUAUUCUCAAUUAAUUAUCCAUCAGAAACUAUAAAUUUACCAAAAACAAAAUUUAAGAAUUUCAAUUACAUUAAAGAUUUGAAAAAUAUUUCUUUCUUUUAUAAUAAUAUUUCAGCAACAAAUCAAACAAUUUCAAAUAUUAUGUUUUUAAAUUUUACAAAUAUUAAUGAUUAUAAAGAUCAAACUAUUGGUUUAAAUCUAAUAGAUUCGAAAUCUUUAAGAGAUUUAACCUAUGAUAGUUAUUUUGGAGCAGGUGGUAGUUUAAAUGACGCUCAACUAAAACAAUAUUAUUUUGCAGAGUUUGAUUCAGUAAAUAAUCAAUUCCAAAUUCGUUUUAAUAUACCUGCAAAUACAAUUCCAGGAAGAUUAGAUUUUGUAUUAUCAUUUUCAAACAAAGUUCAUAUAUAUAGUCCAUCUUUACCAAAUAGUUAUCAACUAUAUGUAUAUCCAUUAAAUAUUGAUAUACAAGGCCCAGUUUUUACAAAUAUUAUUAAAAAUCCAAAUGGUAAUUUAGGAUGGCUUGUUACAAUUGAAGACAGUGUCAAUGGUUUGGAUUAUGGUGUAAUUUCAGUUUAUGGUUUAAUUGAUAGCUCGACAUAUAACUUUACAAUUAAACCUUCAAAUGCGGUUAAAGGUGAUAAAUGGAAAGGAGAUUAUGAAAUUUAUCUUUCAAAUUCUAUUUGCAUUACACAAGAUUACAUAAUUAAAUUUGUACAACUUUUUGACACUCAAGGAAAUAGUGCUACCUUUAUAAAAUAUAUGGAUUUAUCAGAUUCAGGUCCUAUAUUUUUUAGAACUAUUACAAAUCCAUUCAUAUAUUUUUACAAUGAUACAAAUAUUAAUAAGAUUUCCAUUACUUGUAAAAAUGAAAUUUUUGGUUCAAAUUCUAUACCACCACAAUUAUUAUCAUUUUCUUCCUCAACAAGCCAAUUGGAUGUUGGAUUAAUCAAUAAAGUUGAUUUUGAUUUUGAUUCAUUUGAUGAUUUAGGUAUUAAAGAAAAUCAAUUCCCAAUUGUUUAUCUUUCAACAAGAAAAUAUGAAACCAUUCAAUGUAUUUCAAGAAACACUUCAAUUUUUGAUAAAUCUACAAGAUUUAGAUGUUCAAUUGAAAUUCCAAUUGGAUUUGGAUAUCCAAAUGGAAUUUUAUUAUCAGUGUAUGGUUUUAUAAAUAAUGGUGGUUAUUUUAGUGGUUUUUGUUCACAACAAUUACUUGAAAUGAAUUUUUCAAAUUUUAUCUCAACUAAUGGCACAUUUACACUUGAUCAACCAUAUAUUAAAAGUUCAAAUAAAAUUUCAAAUCUUGGAGGUAAUUUAUGGAUUUUUGGUAGAGGUUUUGGAGUGAAUUGUACUGUUUGGGUAAGAUAUAUUGAUGAUAUUGGUUUUAAUCAAUGUGUAACAACAACGAUUUAUUCAAGUUCAAUUUUAAUUGCAAGAAUUAAACCAACCAAUAACUCCUUUACCAUUGUAAUUAAAACUCAAUCUACAAAGUCAAAUGAAUUCAUCAUCAAUCCAAUUGGAUUUUAUUAUAAUUAUACUGCACCUACUUCACCUCCUUUACCUACAAAUCCACCAAAGAAAUGUUUGGGUAAUCCAGAAUGUGGUGGAAGAAAUAAUGGUUAUUGUAAUAAUGGUAUUGGAUGCGUAUGCUACACUCCAUGGUUAGGUGAAGAUUGUACUUCAAAAGUUAUUGUUAUUCCUCAACCAUCAACAAAUACAACAAACCCUACAACUGAAAUACCAAUUAAUGGAGGUAAUAAUACAAAGGAUAAUAAUCUAUAUAGAUCAUUAAUUUCAUUAGUAUCAUUAAGAGAAUUAGAUUUCAAUAAUAAACAAGUAAAAUUAUUUAAUUUUGAAAAAUGGGUAUAUUCAGAAAUUAAUAAUACAACAAACAAAUAUUUAACUACAAUCUCAAAUAAAAAUAGUGUUGGUGAAAUAGUUGAAACUAAUAUCACAGUAGUAUUACAAUGGUUUGAAAAGAAUGAUACAGUAAUAUUUGCAGGUCAAACAUUAAGAAUGAAUCCAUCAUCAAUUAAAUAUACAGUUAAUAUUACAAGUUAUUCAUUCGCUCAAAAUCUUAACCAUCUUCAAUUGAUUAUGUCUGCAUCAUUACAAUCCUCUAAAACUGAUGAUAUAUGCUCUUCAAAAUUAUUUGGUAAUACUAGCGAUGGCGAUAAUUCAAACUUUAUGAAACUAAAAGUAAAUGAUCAUUCAGUAUAUGGUAGAUUUAUUAAACGUGCUAUUGUUGAUAAUAAAAUUAUCUCUGUCGAUAAUAGUAUUUUAGAUGAUUCAAUAAAUCCAGAUUCAAAUUCUCAUAAAUCUGAAACAUUUAUUGGUAUCUCAAUUCCAUUUUAUAGUGAUAGUGUAUUGGUUGAUCCUGAUUUCUCUCUCCUUAUCGAUAAUAGUCCCGCAUCUUCAAAUGAUGAAAAUUCAAUUUGUGCAUCCUCUUCCUCAAAAUUAUCAAAAGUACAAAUUGCUGGUAUUAUAAUAGGUUCGGUUGGUUUUACUGCUGUGGCCAUAAUUUCAACUAUUUACAUUAUUAGAAAAAGAAAAGAACAACAAACAAUUAUAAACAAAAUGAAGAGAGUUAGCCAAUCAGUGAAUUAG